This is a messenger RNA of Mesorhabditis belari, 1140 nucleotides long. The record is from the annotation of a GenBank genome assembly. Lineage: Eukaryota; Metazoa; Nematoda; Chromadorea; Rhabditida; Rhabditidae.
AUGGGAUCUUUUCGAGCAAUGCAUGUCGGGGUUUCUCGGAAUGCCUCCACCAUCAACAAGGCAGCACGGAAAUUAUCACAGUCUCCUCCAAUGCAACCGUCACCACAUCGGGAAGAUACUGAAAGUCUGGUGAAUGGUUUCAUGACGUAUCUCUCCUCAAAUUCCUCAUCUCCCCUCGUUCUCUUGACCGUUCAUCGAGUGUUCGACUCGCUCUCAAACGAUCAACUCAGCACAGCCUUAAAAGUGAUGGAGAAAGCGAAACGAGCAUAUUUUCAGAGCUUGUGGAUUCGAUGGUCACUGUUCAUUUGUCUGUUUCUGCAGUUCUUCAACAAGAAGAGUGGUCAAAGAGAUGGUGACAAACCAAUCGUCGGCAACAAAUCUGGACCCGCAGAGAAGCUCGAAAUUCCACGUUCUGGAGCUGGCGGCAGCGGAGGACCGAAUCGACUGUUGCCUCCAAAGCAGCAGCAGGAUAUUCUGACUCUCAUGAGGAAAGGUGAUCGACAUGCAAAUGUGCUCUCAGAGCUCCAAUGGAACACAAUUAAGGCAGAUAAAUUCGCCGGAGCCGCCCGACUUGGCAACACAAUUCCCGACCCGACUUGGAAGGAGCUGCCAACAACAUCUGAAGUGAACAUGCGACCGGAAGAACUCCGUAUGGUGGAACGCCAAAGUCAACAUGCAAAGGACAUUGCUGAAUUGGACUGGAAGACGAUUGUGGUAUACACGGCUGAAAAUCAGAAAGCAAAGCAAUACGCAGGAUGGUUCGGAAGGGAUCACCCUCUCAAUUUCGUCGGAAAAGGCGAGCCACGUGAUGAUGCCUCCUUAUUGCGUCUUAGGGCAGUCGAGAAGGUGCUGGGCCAGCUGAAUGGAUGGAAGUAUUACGUUAGCAGGCCUGUGUGUAUCGUGGUCACUGAUGACCGAUUCACGACGUGGGGCAAAGAUAAAGAGCUCCUGAAAGUCCUCCAGAGAGAUUUUCUAGAGAGAGCGGACGCACUCACGGAACUUAUGGCGGGCCUUCAAGGUGAUGUUGUUCAAUUCCAAUCGAUUCAUGAGAAGUGGGAGGUGCCUGGCUGGAAAAAGGCCCACGCCCUGAUCCGAAGUAAAGCCGUUCGACAUCAUCCGGAUUGCCCCAAAGUGAAACCU